Symbiodinium pilosum is the source of this 3627-nucleotide messenger RNA. NCBI's taxonomy places the organism in Eukaryota, Dinophyceae, Suessiales, Symbiodiniaceae. The record is from the annotation of a GenBank genome assembly.
AUGCAGACGUCGGCGCGGCAGGCCUUGGCAAGCUCCAAGUUGAUCAAAGGUGUGACCAGCACGCAUGCCUCUGGGAAGCGCUGGCCGCGGCGGAGCUUCAAGUACGACAUCAUCGAAGUCUUUGCAGGCUCCGGUACGGUGACCUUCCGCGGCGCCCGAUACCACGGCACGCGAGCUUUACAGCCUAUCGACCUCGAGUUUGGCUGUGACCUGUCCGAUGCGAAGCAAAGGCGAUGGUUGUUGGACACGUUGGAUGCGAAGAAUCCUCGGCAAGCCGUAAUAGCCUUCCCUUGUACUUUGUGGUCCGUUCUGCAACGGAACAACAACUACAAGCACGACCUCGAGCUGCUCGACCGGCUUCGCGAACAGGAACGCCCUUUUUUGCAGUUGGUGGAGGACAUCUUCGAGAGUCAACAACGGCGAGGUGCCCACGCCUUGGCGGAGAACCCUGCGGGCGCCGACUCGUUUCGAGAACCUCCUCUACUACGUCUACGACAACGAUAUUAUGAGUCCACGGUGUCUAUGUGCCGCUAUAACUUGCGGGGCAAGAACGGUGGCCUCAUGAAGAAGCAGACGCGUUUCCUGGCGACGAGUCCUUUGUUGUUGGACGACCUCCGUGACCAAUGCAACUGCACCCAGGAGCACGAGGUGGUGCAGGGCAGCAGCACGAAGGCGGCGGGGCGAUACACGAUCGAGUUGGCGGAUGCGAUCUGCUCUGGCUACUGGCGCAUGGUCAAGGCAGAGGACCUUGGACUCACGACCACGUGGGCAACCAGUCGCACCGUCUUCUACGUCGACGUGGACCGCGUUGAAUCAAAAUGGCGACCUUUACUUGAGCAAGCGCAAGAAAUGCUGGGUCGCAAGAACCAGUUGAACUUGGCCGUGUACGAGGACUCUGACCUGUACGCCAAGAUCAAGGUCUUGGUCCCUUGGAAGAUUCACGCGGUACAAGUAGCAAGUUUGCCGAAAGCUAAACGAGUGCGUGCCGGACUGGAGCAUUGUCACCGGGCCUCCGUCCUCCUGCUCAAUGACGAUUCGGUGGUCAUCGAGUCGGAGCUCAUCAAGGAGUCGCAGGCCCCGAGAGAGCGGUUCUUUGCGCCAGUCCGUGUAGCGAUCUUCGUUCUUGGAGAGGCCCCAGGCGAGCCUGCGUUGCCCAAUCCUGCUCAAGUACCUCCUCGCCAGGAGAUUGACGACGACCAGGUCCUCGUGCCCCCGGACGGCAACGCCAUGGUGAUGGACGAGGUGCACGAGGCCCUGAUCGAGCAAGGCGUGGUCAAGCAGGACUUUUCAGGCGAGUGUUGGUUCGUCGGAGCACCGUUGCGCGACAAGGAGAAGAAGCUGGCUAAGGCAUUGGUGCGAAUGCACCGCAACCUUGGACAUCCUCGACCCGAAGAUUUCGCUCGUGCCUUGGCUGUUAACAAGCAGGUCGCGCCGGAGGCGGUGGGUUUGAGUCGUCGACUUCGCUGCUCUACAUGCGAACGGACACGCAGGCCACCGCCACCGAGACCAACUUCGCUGAAAGUCAUGGGCCCCUUCAACAGCAAGCUUGCCAUGGACUUUGUGUACGCGCCCGACGCCAACGGCGACAACUACAUGUUCCUGCGCGUUCUGGAACCGAACGGCGGCUUCAACGUCUUCUACCCGUUCGCGUCCAGAGUACCCGAGGAAGUCUUUGACGUUUUCUGCACUAUAUGGUGUUCGUGGGCAGGCUUUCCGGAUGUCAUCAUGCUGGACCAGGACGGUGCCUUUGAAGGACCUUUCCAGGAGCUACUCCAAGGAGUUGGUACGAGCCUGGAGCAUUGUGCCGCGGACUCCCACUGGCAACUCGGCGAGGUGGAGUCCUACAACCGGGCGUUCCAGUACGUUGCCGCGAAGGUGGUGGAUGAACAGCAGUUGUCCGGCGCGCACGAGAUGAAGGUCAUGUCGGCCAUCGUCGGGCAAUCCAUGAAUGCGUCCGUCAGGACGUCCGGCGCUUCCGCCAACCAGUGGGUCUUUGGAAAGGACCCAAAGGCUCCCAUCGACGUCCUGUCCCCUGACGGCAAGAUGCAAGCGAUGGAAGCUUUGGACCAGGACACCGAGCUUCGACGGCGGCACGUCAUUCGGACCACCGCGGACCUGAAGAUCGCGGAGUUCAAGGUGAACGACGCCCUUCGUCGAGCUGUGCUACGGCAAGGUCGACCUGGACGGCAAAGCUACGAAGCAGGUGAACCCGCAACGGAAAGACCCACGCACAAGGAAGCUGAAACGGAUGCCAGCUGGAUGGCAUCGUGGGACCAUCAUUGUCGCUGCUUGUUGGUUUCUCAAGAGCAAGUUCGCGCGGCGUACGGCAGCGAACUUUGGCGAGUUGACGAGAGUGUCCUUAACAGCUUCCUGGACAACGGCCCUGACGACUUCCGUGACGAACGCGGCGAACCUCCUCCAGAAGACGCCCCUGUUCCGGACUUCUUCCCCGAGGUGGACCAUGCCGAGGAGUUUGACCUGGACGACGUUGGCGAGCCCGAGACACCUCCACCUCCAGCACAGCGAGCAGAGCACGUGGACUUAGCGCCGCAGGAGGAGGAGUCAGUCGGGACGGACCUGACGCAACCCUCUCCGUCGAGCAGGCCACUUGGAACGCCGCAAGCUGCGAGCUCAGAGCCCGCAACCAAACGAUUGCGGAUCAACGACGUCCUCCUUGAGGGUGCGGUCAACGCUCAGCACCUCGCCGACCGCGAGCUGGAACGGCUCAUGGAAGAGCCACUGGAGGAAGCCAUGGAGUCGAAUGCCAUGCUUGUGAAUAAGUACGUGCCCGUGACUCAGCAGGAGUACUACGCCCUCGCCGACUGCGACUUCAUCGAGACGUAUCUUCCCGGACUACAAGUACGCGUGGCUCUCGCGACGACCCGCAAGGAGCAGAAGGCCCUCGUUCGCGAGAUACCGUGGAACAUGAUUCCGGAAGAACAUCGUGAAGCUUACAAGGAGGCUCUGGCGAAGGAGUGGGGCACUUGGGUGAAGUACGAAGCAGUGAAGGCCUUGGAUCUUCAAGCUAGCGCAGAAGUCGAGGCCAACUUCCCUGACCGAAUACUUCCCACGCGUGUGUGCUAUAGAGACAAGCGUGCUGCAACCCCUUGGCGCCCUAUGAAGCCAAAGGCGCGACUGGUGUGCCGAGGAGACAGGGAUCCGGAUUUGCUGGAACUCCGUCGAGAUGCACCCACUUUGACCCGAGCCGGGCUGAUGUGCAUCCUGCAGAUAGCUGCCUCGAUGUCCAACUGGUUUCUCUUCAACGCGGACAUCACCGGCGCCUUCCUUCAAGGAGACCAGUCGCUGGCAAGCAGGUCAGACGCGCUGUUUCUUCGUCAACCACGCGAAGGCCUCCCAGGCCUUGUGGCAGGCCAGUUGCUACUGGUAGUGAGCUUUGUCCAGUCGGUGCUCGACAGAGCACUUUUCUUCUACUACCAGUCCAGCGAGCUCAUCCUCGUGAUGGGUGCCCACGUCGACGACCUCAUUGGCACUGGCAUCCCUGGACUCGCCGACAAGGUCAUCGACAAGAUCAAGGCGGCCUUCGACUUCGGCACUUGGGCGGACACACGACAGGACGCUGUGCUUGAAUACGGAGGGAAGCAGAUCCGUCGUUUACCGGAUGGUUGC